UCCAACGAUCCCCUGAAGUUUCUUCUUCCCUUCGUAGACCUAGAUAGACAAGAUAGACGUAGACCUGGUGGUUCCGAAUCCUGAUGGGUGUUCUUGCGUCUGUCUCCUGCGAGCUGGACGAAUCCGCGCCGAUAUGGCGGCCGUCGCCGGCCCCGAAUCAAAUCGCGUCUCUUGGAGUGAUUGUUUAGAUUAUUGAAGAGAUAAGAGAGAAGUGGUUCUCUUUUUUGGACGAUAUUGAUCGAUUAGUGGGAUUCGUUUUUUUGAUCGCUGAUGACUCGGAGCAUCCGGUUGUUCGCCGUUUUCGGGCGAAGCUGAUCCUCCAGGUCCUUUCGCGUCCCCGAGGUUUCUCUUCCGCAUCGUUCGAGCUUCGACGAGCGUGAUAACUCGAACGUCUCUCCUUCUCUCUCGCUCUCUCGGCCCAGUCAUUGAUGUAGAGGCAGCUCGCAUGAAUGAAUAAUGGCGCCACAUCGAGAAUCGUUUUGAACGGUGACGCGUUUACUGCCGUCUUACACAGAGAGUCGAUAAUUCGCGGUUAUUUGCGGAUCGCGAAAUUCCAGGUCGGAUUUGUUGCAAUUUUUUCAUCCCACGGCUCAGCGAAUCCCGCAAUUCGCGUAUCUUUGAAAAGGAUCAGUAUUUUCCGCAUCAGUAGCAGGUUACAUAAUGUCCUAAAUUUGGGUUUAGAAAUUUGGCACAGAAUCGUCUGAUUGUAGGUUUAAUUCACGGAUUUGAUAGAGUGCACAUUAUAUAAUUGUUGUGUAUGACGUCAAUUUCUUCAUCUAUUUCUUUUGCAAUUCUACCUGAUUCUCACAAUUAAUUCCAUCACCUACUUACUUAGUGUUCUGAAUCAUGAACUCUACUUUUUCCCACCAUUGUAUUCCGUAUCGAGUAAUCCUGAUUCAACAUCGUUAUUAGAAUAUUACAUCAAACACCUUAGAGGAUAAUGCUUUGCCUCGCAUAAUAAAGGCUCGCAAUCGGGGUUAAUUAAAAUCGAAAGGACGGGAAGAGAACGGAAGGUACGGAUUGAACCGAUUAAAAUGUCAUCGCGAAUCGGCAUAUAUAAGCGCGCUCUCUAUUUAUCAUAUUUCGUAUGUAGGGCGGCGCAGAUAAAUCGAUACGCGGCACUUUCAUUCAUGGCUGCCUCUCUCUCUCUCACAUCGGGUUGGCACAUUGCCGUUGCUCCACGUACCACCCACGCCGUCGGGAGCAGCGCACACACUUACAACUCACCCGUUACGUAGUAGUAUACAGUCGUGGCUGACAGUGGUUCUCCGUUUCUCGCCGCGUCGUGAAAGAACGCGGGGAUGAGGAGCCUCUUCUGCAGGUCCGACUUGGGGCGCAUCGUGACAUCUUGGGUUUUAAAUUUGUACAUUAAAUGGAAAUCCCUGUCCUCUUUUGUUCUUUUUUGUUUUUUAACUGAUGAAAAAGUUAGUUUUAAGUCGCUAAUCUACGUCAAAGAGCCUUGAUCAGUUGACGUUUCACUUGUUCCGAACAGACAAGCGAUGUUCCGUGACGUAAACCUUCGCGUGGGAUACUUUUCGCAUUCUAUUUAUAAAUCGUUGUCAUUAGUAACAUAUAUAGAACGAUAUAUCUCUUCGUCCUCGACAUAGGCGCAUAAUAGCCUGACGAUAAUUCAAUCGACUGAAAAGCAUAACGAUAUGAUGCAAUAGAUACGGUAGUGUAUAUUACAUUUUCACUAUGUUGUUUUUAAGCGCGAAGGUUUCAAAAUCUGAUUUUCAAAGACUGAACUAAAAAAUAAAAAAAAAGAUAUUUCAGUAACCUAAAGAUCUCUCUAAUAAUAGGUCUGUUUUUUUUAUAGCUGAAUCGGUUACACUAAUUUUCUUUCCUUCCUAAAAAAAUGUGGAGUCAUAAGGAUAGACUCUGAACUAGUGCAACCAGUUAUAAAGAAACAAACCUAAAAGUUUAUGUCAAUUUUAGCUGAAGAGAACAAAUCUAAAGAUGAUACUUUUAGGUCUAUUCUUUAUAGUUGAACUGGCUGCAGUAGUUUAUUUCUUUCCUCCCAAAGUGGAGUAAAAGAUAGGCUCUGAACUAGCGCAGCUGAAGAGAACAGACUUAAAGUACAAACUUUUAGGUCUAUUUUUUAUAGUUGAACUGGUUGCACUAGUUUACUUCUUUCCUCCCAAAGUGGAAUAAAAAAAUACCCUAAUAGCACAACAUAUCCAAAAGAUAUUCGGCGAAUAUCCAAAGGAUAUCCAGAGGACACCCUCAGGAUGUUCUCUGAACAUCUUCGGGACAUGUGUAUUAGGAUAGGCUCUGAACUAGUGCAGCUAGUUUAGCUGAAGGGAAAAAACCUAAAGUUGACACUCUUUCCUUGCUUGAAAGAGAGAAGGAGCUUCCUAGAGAAAUUCUUAUUAGAGAUCUCAUAGUUGCAUUUCGUGCAUCAUCAUCAACCACUGCACCGCUGCAUCUUUCGGUGUGCGCACGUCAAUAUUACGUCGACGUGCAUCCGCCCGUCCGUCCAUCCAUCCAUCCAUCCAUCCAUCCGUCCAUCCGUUCGUUUGCGUUGAAUGACGACGGUUGACAUUAGCCGUCGCGCACGAGGCAUCUCUCGUGGCAUCCUUAAAUUAGUUAAACUAGUGCAUCGCGCGCGCAAGAGAGAGAGAGAGAGAAAGACAGAGGCUAACCCAGUUAGUUAUAGUUACAACACACACGCGAAAAGGGGGAUAUCGAAUAAAUUUACUGCGCAGCCGCGCGUGUAUAGGCGCUAUCGGAGCCGCGAGACAGAACCUGACGACGCAUACAAGCAGGUAUGCUCGCGGCCCUUUUCGCGCGCACGCGGUAGGAGAAACUAUACACGACGGAAUGCGGGGUUGGGGAGGCUCGUGGAAGAGGGAGAAAGGGUACGGCUACUCUUUGAAACUCGGUCCACUUGCCUCCCCGUGGCGUUCGCCGCAGCGCACAAUGCGAGGGUGGCGGCGGCGCGAGUGGAGAACAUCAGGCGGAUCUCCCGCUCGGUGACGCUCGCCCGAGGGAUCCACCUCAAGCAGAUCGGUCGCCCUCGAGUCUCUUUUCAAGAACCAAACCGAACCGGUUGUGUCUUCCGGGGUUUUCCUCGUGAGAACGUCCUGGUGAACCCCCUUUCGAAGCGUUCUCCAAAUGGCAAGGAGCGUCGUCGAGCUCAUGACCUUUCUGGAUGUUUGCCAACUCUAUCUGCAGACGAAGAAGAAGUCGCGGAACCUCUGCACCCUCUGGGCGAUCGUGACGUUCAUCCGGACGGAGGACACUGGGGACUUCCUGAGAUGGUGUCGCGUUUACACGGUGCCCCGUUUGCGCUAUUGCACGGAUCGCGCGAAGAAAAAGAAAACGGAGAACGCGGAGAAGACGAGCCCCGAGAAGCUGAUACUCAAACUGUUGCAGGAGUUGUUCUAUUGCGGCUGUCUGCCGCCCUGCGAGAUCGGUCUGUGAACAAAGGCCGAUGUGUCAAGUGAUGUAGGACACGUGAAAGUCGAGUUUGCUCUUCACGCAACAGGCUAUUUAAAAAAUCCAUAUAUCUUCCAUCGUGUGAGCGCACAUGUGGACGAGAGUGAAUCACCUUAGCGAGAGGGAUGUCUGAGAGCGACGGAGAGCAUGCAGCUCGCUCGGUGGCCCUAGAGCAAGCCUACGUCCACGAAGUAUACGAGCAAUGUGCCGAGAAGACCACGCAAAGUAAACACUGGCCACGAGUAUAUCAGUUUCUUCAGGAACUCGAACCGGGUGCUCUCGUCUGCGACAUCGGUCAGUCGAGAAUAUUUUUUAUACAUGUUCUCUGCUUUUUUUUCAAGUUAACAAAUCAGUAGAUAGUAUAUCAAUUUCACGGAAGAAUUAAUUUUUCUUGAAGCUGAUGAGCCGCACGGAGUUGCAAUUUUUCUCGGCACGAGACCAAGAAAUUAAAUAAAUUCGAGAUUUUUAUUUUUGAUGAAUUUCUCUCUCUGUGUCACUUUUUGUUUAACAAUCAUUUUCAUCGUGCUAUGAACACAUCUGUCACUGUUAAGCAGUUCUUUUUGAACUAAAGAGCUGUCGCGCGGGUUGCAUAAGUAACGGAGUUCGCGCUUAUAAAUCCUUCUGUCAAUGAAUGAAUACUCGAGUACCCAAAAACGACUUUAAAUAUUGAAAAUCUGUCAGAACUUUUUCUCGCUCAAAAUAAAAUAUAAAGGAUCUCUGUUUGGAAAUCUAAUAAAAUAUGACGAGAAAGAAACGUUCGAUGUCUUGUAAACAGUGUUGUGCUUAGAUGAUUUUAAAAUUAGCUAGAUGAUGAGAUAA
Nylanderia fulva is the source of this 4257-nucleotide messenger RNA. The record is from RefSeq and is a predicted model, not a curated record. NCBI's taxonomy places the organism in Eukaryota, Metazoa, Arthropoda, Insecta, Hymenoptera, Formicidae.